UUACUGCUGGUGACAUUUAUGCUUGUAAAUAUUAGUGGAUAUUUUACUACAAAAAUUUGAAUCAAACUUUUAUAAGUGAGGAUACGUACUUGCAAGGCUCUUAAUGCUCCAUUUUUUUUCAAAAGUUUAGAAAAUUACAAACACAUUCAUAAUAAGCCAAUAAAGACGCAGUGAUUAUUUUUUUGGGGAGGUCUUCUUUAUGAUGGACAACAGAAAAGGUUUAUAAACCAUUAGAAACACAUGUUCGAAUACAGAUGCUGGAGGAAUGGAGGUCAGAGGCUUCUUUAUCAGAAAGAGAUUGGCUGUGAGUUUGUUGAAGGGAAUGUUGUUUGUGGUUUUGGGUUGGUCUCUAGACGGUCUGAAACAAACGGCUGAUCCAAUAGAGGACCUGAGUGCUGCUGGUGUCACUGUUGAAGAUUCAUCAACUAACUGUACCUUACAGGGGGCUCCUUGUGUGCCUGUAUUCUCAAUGGAUGGUGACUUUAUUGUUGGAGGCGUUUUCUCUUUACAUUACAAAGUGAAAACAGUGAUGCACAAUUACACCACCAAACCUGAGCCUGCAACAUGCACAAGCUUUUUUGCUCGGGUUCUGCCUUCAUCUCGCACAAUGAUCUUUGCAAUCAAAGAGAUAAACAACAGCACAGAGCUGCUGCCAGGCAUCACUCUUGGCUAUCGGAUCUAUGACUCUUGUGCUUCGGUGCCGCUGGCUAUGCAGGUGGCGUUUCAACUAUUAAACAGUCAGGACCCUGUGUUUAACAAAGACAGCAACUGCUCUCAUGCUGGUAAAGUGCUGGCUGUUGUCGGAGAGUCUGGAUCGACACUGUCCAUCAGCAUGUCACGCAUUAUUCGGUCCUUUCAAAUUCCUCAAGUAAGCCCGUCUGCCACGUGUGCCUGCCUGUCAGAUAAGCAGCAGUUCCCUAACUUUUUCAGAACAAUUCCCAGUGACCAGUUCCAGGCCGACGCACUGGCCAAGCUGGUGAAACACUUCGGCUGGACUUGGAUAGGAGCUGUCCGCUCAGACUCCGAUUAUGGAAAUAACGGCAUGAAGUCUUUUCUUGAUGUGGCUCAGAAUGAAGGAAUCUGUGUGGAGUACUCUGAAUCUUUUUAUCGGACCGACCCACGCAGCAAGAUCCAAAGAGUGGCUGAUGUUAUCCGCAGGUCAACGGCAAAGGUUGUUGUGGCAUUCAUAGAUUCUGCCGAUAUUAAGAUUCUGUUGGAGGAACUGGCUCUGGACCCUCCACCACCUCGUCAGUGGAUAGUUAGUGAGACCUGGAUAACUGAUCUGCAGUUGAUGAGCUUCAGUUUCUGCACAGGAGCCAUCGGAGUUUCAAUUCAGCAGUCCGUUAUCCCAGGUCUGAGAGAAUUCCUGCUGGAUCUUUCUCCAUCUGAAAUAGCUGCCUCCCCAGUGCUGACUGAGUUCUGGGAGGAUGCAUUCAACUGCAGCCUGAAAGACAGUGAGUUGACUGAUCCAAUGAAAAGAGUGUGUGACGGAGCGGAAGACAUAAAAAACCUCAAAAACCCAUACAUUGACACAUCCCAGAGAGUUGUUAGCAUGGUGUACAAGGCUGUGUAUGCAAUAGCUCAUGCUAUUCACAAUGCAGUGUGUCAGGAAAGUAACUUUACCACUCAGUGUGACAAAAACAUCAGACUGGACCCUGAACAGGUUCUGUCAAAGUUGAGAAAAGUCAACUUUUCCCACAACGGUUAUCCUGUGUCAUUUGAUGUAAAUGGGGAUCCUGUGGCCUUUUAUGAGCUGGUCAACUGGCAGAAGAGGGAGAAUGGAGUAAUUGAGCCGGUAACAGUAGGGUACUAUGAUGCAUCACUGCCAAAAGGCCAGGAGUUUCGUAUCAUUGGAAACCCAACCUGGGUAGAGAGCAGCACACAAGUCCCAGUAUCAGUGUGCUCUGAGAGUUGUCCCAGAGGAAGUCAUAAAGUCCUGCAAAAAGGAAAACCCAUCUGCUGCUAUGAUUGUAUACCAUGUCCUGAAGGAGAGAUUAGUAACAUGACAGAUUCUCCAGACUGUUCCCCGUGUCCCAGUGAAUUGUGGCCUAAUGUACAAAGAGACGCUUGUUUCCCCAAACCUGUGGAGUUUCUUUCCUAUGAUGAAGUCCUGGCAAUCAUCCUGGCUGCAUUCUCUGUUAGUGGGGCCUGUCUGGCCAUCAUAACAGCAGCUAUUUUCUUUCAUCACAGAACAACUCCAAUUGUCAGAGCCAACAACUCUGAGCUGAGCUUCCUGCUGCUCUUCUCUCUGACUCUGUGUUUCUUAUGUUCAUUAACUUUCAUCGGAGCUCCCUCUGAUUGGUCCUGCAUGCUGCGACACACAGCGUUUGGUAUCACCUUUGUUCUCUGUAUCUCCUGUGUUCUUGGGAAAACUGUAAUGGUUUUAAUGGCCUUUAAAGCUACACUUCCAGGUAGUAAUGUCAUGAAAUGGUUUGGGCCUCCACAGCAAAGAUUGACUGUUUUGUCUCUUACUUUCAUUCAAGUUCUUAUCUGUACUGUGUGGUUGUUACUCAGCCCUCCAUUCCCAAUGAAGAAUCUGAGCACAUACAAGGAGAAGAUCAUCCUGGAAUGUGCAUUAGGUUCUGCUGUUGGGUUCUGGGCUGUGCUCGGGUACAUUGGCCUGCUGGCUGUUUUCUGCUUUGUGUUAGCUGUUCUAGCUCGGAAACUACCUGAUAAUUUUAAUGAAGCCAAGCUGAUAACCUUCAGCAUGCUGAUAUUCUGUGCAGUGUGGCUCACCUUCAUCCCAGCAUAUGUCAGCUCUCCUGGAAAAUUUACAGUAGCUGUGGAGAUAUUUGCUAUUCUGGCCUCCAGUUUUGGACUGAUUCUGUGUAUAUUUGCUCCAAAGUGUUUCAUCAUCUUAUUUCAACCAAUAAAAAACUCUAAGAAUUUUUUAAUGAAUAAAAACGUAUUGUAAGAUUUUACAGGGAAUUGAGAGAAAACUCUUGAAAACAAUGAACUCCAAACCAUAGAUUUUUAAAGGGGUAAGUUUGCCAGUCUAACAUUUUAGAUAAAUAAAAAUAGAAUUAGAAAUUAGAAAAUGUAACAAAUACACCCCAUUUGACAGCAAUUAUUUGAAUGCCACCAUUGUCUGUUUAUGUUACAAAUGAAUGGUUUUCUUUUUGAAGGAAUAUGUUCAACGUGCCAAGAAAAAUAAAACAAUAAU
Molecule: messenger RNA, 3163 nt
Organism: Nothobranchius furzeri (turquoise killifish)
Lineage: Eukaryota; Metazoa; Chordata; Actinopteri; Cyprinodontiformes; Nothobranchiidae
Product: extracellular calcium-sensing receptor-like
Biological process (GO): G protein-coupled receptor signaling pathway
Cellular component (GO): plasma membrane
Molecular function (GO): G protein-coupled receptor activity
Source: RefSeq, a predicted model, not a curated record